Molecule: messenger RNA, 4605 nt
Organism: Aspergillus melleus
Lineage: Eukaryota; Fungi; Ascomycota; Eurotiomycetes; Eurotiales; Aspergillaceae
Gene: atrF
Product: ABC drug exporter AtrF
Exons: 3
Coding region: 1-4605 (1534 amino acids)
Biological process (GO): transmembrane transport
Cellular component (GO): membrane
Molecular function (GO): ABC-type transporter activity; ATP hydrolysis activity; ATP binding
Source: RefSeq, a predicted model, not a curated record
AUGGCUGACGAACCUCGUCAGCCAGAGGUUCCGACCAACGGCCCGGCGGCGACGCACGAUGAACCUCAAUAUAACCAUGCCGUGGCCCCGGAGCACACCAUCUCAUCUUCCUCGACUAGUGUUACCGAUUUGUCGGUCGACGAACGAUGGGGAGAGCAGGAACAGGGAGACCCAGUCUCCCGUCGAGGCGCAAUGGAGGAUUUCGAGGAGAUGAGGCGAGAAUUGACUCGGCUCAGUCUGCACCGAACUCGAUCAACCGCCAAGGCUCGUCGACAAAGCCAACCCCGGGAUGAAGAGAAAGCCUUUGACGAGGCUUCGUCCGCCGCCGAUGAAGAUUUCCAGGGUGGGUUCGACCUCAGCGAGUUUUUGAUGGGUGGUCAGCUCGAGCGCCGCACGACCGCGGGUGAACCUGCGAAGAAAGUCGGCGUGGUGUUCAAGAACGUGACCGUGAAGGGCAUUGAAACUGGUGCUUCGUUCGUGCGGACCUUGCCCGAUGCAGUCGUCGGCACUUUCGGGCCCGAUUUGUAUAAACUCGUCACCAACUUCAUCCCGCAACUUCACUUCGGCAAGCGUCCCCCAGUUCGAGACCUGCUUCACGAUUUCAGUGGAGCCGUUCGGGAGGGUGAAAUGAUGCUGGUGCUUGGUAGGCCAGGCGCUGGCUGUUCGACCUUCCUGAAGACCAUUGCAAAUGACCGCGGUGCUUUCGCUGGCGUCGAGGGCGAUAUCAACUACGGUGGUCUGUCCUCGGAAGAGCAGAACAAGCAUUUCCGGGGUGAGGUCAACUACAACCAGGAAGACGACCAGCAUUUCCCGAACCUCACUGUCUGGCAGACCUUGAAGUUCUCCUUGAUCAACAAAACCAAGAAGCACGACAAGUCUAGCAUCCCUGUCAUCAUUGACGCCCUACUGAAGAUGUUCGGUAUCACCCACACCAAAAAUACCCUCGUGGGUAACGAGUACGUUCGUGGUGUGUCGGGUGGUGAGAGGAAGCGUGUCAGUAUUGCCGAAACGCUUGCUACCAAAUCCUCGGUGGUUUGCUGGGACAACUCUACUAGAGGUUUGGAUGCUAGUACCGCUUUGGAUUACGCCAAGUCCCUUCGCAUCAUGACCGAUGUCAGUAAGCGGACUACUCUUGUUACCUUGUAUCAGGCCGGAGAAAGCAUCUACGAGCUGAUGGACAAAGUGAUGGUCAUCGACUCGGGCCGUAUGCUCUACCAAGGGCCUGCCGACGAGGCGAGACAGUAUUUUGUCAACCUUGGUUUCUAUUGCCCCGACCAGUCCACCACCGCCGAUUUCCUCACCUCCCUCUGCGACCCGAAUGCCCGCCAGUUCCAGCCCGGCCGCGAAGCGUCGACCCCGAAGACCGCGGAAGAGCUUGAGUCCAUUUUCAAGCAGAGUAACGCGUACAAGCAAAUCUGGAACGACGUCUGCGACUACGAAAAGAGAUUGCAAGACACCAACCAGGAGGACACUCGCCGCUUCCAAAAAACCGUUGCCCAGUCUAAGAGUAAGACCGUUUCGAAGAAGUCCAGCUACACCGUCUCCAUCGUUCAGCAAGUCGCAGCCUGCGUGCGGCGUGAGUUUUGGUUGCUGUGGGGAGACAAAACUUCCCUCUACACCAAAUACUUCAUCAUCAUUUCUAACGGUCUUAUUGUCUCUUCUCUGUUCUACGGUGAAUCUCUGGAUACUAGCGGCGCAUUCUCGCGUGGUGGUGCCCUGUUCUUCUCCAUUCUGUUCCUGGGUUGGUUGCAACUGACGGAACUGAUGCCUGCUGUCUCUGGUCGUGCAAUCGUUGCCCGCCACAAGGAUUAUGCCUUCUACCGUCCGUCUGCUGUUGCAAUUGCCCGAGUCGUGGUGGAUUUCCCAGCCAUUUUCUGCAUGGUUGUGCCUUUCACCAUCAUCGUCUACUUCAUGACAGGACUCGACGUGAGUGCAUCCAAGUUCUUCAUCUACUUCCUUUUCGUGUAUACGACAACGUUCUGCAUCACAUCGCUCUACCGUAUGUUUGCGGCGCUUUCCCCGACGAUCGAUGAUGCUGUCCGAUUCAGUGGUAUCGCUUUGAACGUGUUGAUUCUCUUCGUUGGUUAUGUGAUCCCGAAACAAAGUCUCAUUGACGGCUCGAUCUGGUUCGGAUGGCUCUUCUAUGUGAAUCCUCUCUCGUAUAGUUACGAGUCGGUUUUAUCCAACGAGUUCUCCGAUCGUACUAUGAACUGUGCACCCUCGCAGCUGGUCCCUCAGGGCCCAGGGGUGGAUCCAAGAUACCAAGGCUGUGCACUUACGGGAUCUCGUCUUGGAGAGACCUCGGUUGGUGGAGCUCAGUACCUCGAUACAACCUUCCAGUUCACCCGACAUCACUUGUGGCGCAACUUUGGUGUUGUCAUUGCUUUCACUGUACUCUACCUGCUGGUUACCAUUCUUGCCGCCGAGUUCCUGUCCUUCGUUGGCGGUGGCGGCGGCGCGUUGGUCUUCAAGCGCUCCAAGCGCGCCAAGCAGCUGAAAGCUCAGAACACCAAGGAGAGUGAUGAAGAGGGAGCCAGAAACGCCGGAGAUGACGCUGCAUUGUCUCGCGGAGAGGCGAAUUCUUCUGGUGCCGCUGAUACCUUCAACCGUAUCUCCUCCAGUGAUCGCAUUUUCACCUGGUCAAAUGUUGAAUACACGGUGCCUUACGGUGGCGGAACUAGAAAACUGCUGAACGGUGUCAAUGGAUAUGCGAAGCCAGGACUCAUGAUCGCUUUGAUGGGUGCUUCUGGAGCAGGUAAAACGACGCUUCUCAAUACUUUGGCUCAGCGUCAGAAGAUGGGAGUUGUCACCGGCGACAUGCUUGUCGAUGGCCAUCCUCUUGGAGCCGAUUUCCAGAGAGGCACUGGUUUCUGUGAACAGAUGGACCUUCACGACAAUACAUCUACAAUCCGAGAAGCGCUUGAGUUCUCAGCAAUCCUCCGUCAAGAUCGAAAUACCCCCAAGGAGGAGAAGCUGGAUUACGUGAACCAGAUUAUCGACCUUUUGGAAUUGGAAGACAUCCAGGACGCCAUCAUUGGCUCUCUUAAUGUUGAACAGAAGAAGCGAGUGACCAUCGGUGUUGAAUUGGCGGCUAAACCCAGUCUUCUCCUGUUUUUGGACGAGCCUACCAGUGGUCUUGACAGUCAAGCAGCUUUCUCAAUCGUUCGAUUCCUGAAGAAACUCUCGCAGGCAGGACAGGCUAUUGUGUGCACCAUUCACCAGCCCUCGUCCAUGCUCAUUCAACAAUUCGAUAUGAUCCUGGCCCUGAACCCGGGUGGAAACACCUUCUACUUUGGUCCUGUCGGCCACGAGGGCCGUGAUGUAAUCAAAUACUUUGCCGACCGCGGUGUUGUUUGCCCCCCGACGAAGAACGUUGCCGAGUUUAUCCUGGAAACGGCAGCCAAGGCAACUAAGAAGGACGGGAAAAACCUGGAUUGGAACGAAGAAUGGAAAAACUCUGAUCAAAACCGCCGGAUCUUGGAUGAAAUCAAGCACAUCAGGGAAGAGCGCAGCAAAAUCCCUAUCGCUGAGAAGGGAGUUCAAUAUGAGUUUGCUGCUCCUACUUGGACCCAAACUGUCCUCCUUACCGAGCGAAUUUUCAGGCAGUACUGGAGAGACCCAUCGUACUACUAUGGAAAGUUGUUCGUCAGUGUUAUUAUUGGUAUCUUCAACGGAUUUACUUUCUGGAUGCUCGACGAUUCUCUGGCCAGCAUGCAGAACCGCAUGUUCUCAAUCUUCUUGAUUAUCCUGAUUCCUCCCAUCGUUCUGAACAGUAUUGUGCCCAAGUUUUACAUCAACCGCGCCCUCUGGGAAGCUCGUGAAUACCCCAGUCGAAUCUACGGCUGGUUCGCUUUCUGCACGGCCAACGUUGUCUGUGAGAUCCCGAUGGCGAUCAUCUCCGGCCUCAUCUACUGGCUUCUGUGGUACUACCCAGUUGGAUUCCCCACCGACUCGAGCAGUGCUGGAUACGUGUUCCUCAUGUCCAUGCUUUUCUUCCUGUUCCAGGCUAGCUGGGGACAGUGGAUUUGUGCCUUUGCGCCAUCAUUCACUGUGAUCUCUAAUGUUCUCCCCUUCUUCUUCGUCAUGGUCAACCUGUUCAACGGUAUUGUUCGUCCUUACAGUGACUACCCGGUCUUCUGGAAGUACUGGAUGUACUACGUCAACCCGGUCACCUGGUGGCUUCGCGGUGUCAUCUCCAGCGUGUUCCCAUCGGUCGAAAUCAACUGCACCUCCAUGGAGUCGACGCACUUCGACCCGCCCCCCGGCUCCACCUGCGGUGACUACGCCAACGACUUCGUCAGAAACAUCGCCGGCGCCGGAUAUCUGGUCGAUCCCAACGCCACUUCCGACUGCCAGUACUGCCCUUACCGCGAUGGUAUGGAGUACAUGCAAACGCUGAACGUCCACGACGGAGACAAGUGGCGCUGCUUUGGUAUCUUCUUGGCCUUUGUGAUCAUCAACUGGGCCCUGGUUUACUUCUUCAUCUACACCGUCCGUGUCCGGGGCUGGUCCUUUGGCAUCGGAUACAUCUUUGGCGGUUUUGGCAUGAUCAUCAACGGUAUCAAGGGCCUCUUUACCAAGAAGUCUGAGAAAGCCCAGCAGUAA